Penicillium oxalicum is the source of this 408-nucleotide messenger RNA. Its product is annotated as cytochrome c oxidase subunit VIa. The record is from RefSeq and is a predicted model, not a curated record. Lineage: Eukaryota; Fungi; Ascomycota; Eurotiomycetes; Eurotiales; Aspergillaceae. Gene Ontology annotation, biological process: mitochondrial electron transport, cytochrome c to oxygen. Gene Ontology annotation, cellular component: mitochondrial inner membrane. The transcript is spliced from 5 exons. Bases 1 to 408 code for a protein of 135 amino acids. Gene Ontology annotation, molecular function: enzyme regulator activity.
AUGUUCGCCCAGCGCAACAUUGCUCGCUUCGCUCAGCGUGCCUCCCAGCAGGCUCGCUCUGCUGCCCAGCGCCGCUUGAACUCCUCCGAGGCCAAGCCCUCUUGGAUUGCCGACAACGAAUUCAACCGCGAACGUGCUGCUGUCAAGCACCACGCCGCCUCCACCAGCGACCUCUGGCGCAAGCUCUCGAUCUUCGCUGUCAUUCCCUGCCUGAUUGGUGGCGGCCUCAAUGCCUACAACCUGUGGAAUGAGCACUGGGAGCACUGGGACCACAUGCCUCCUCUUGAGGAGCGCACCGAGUACCCCUACCAGAACAUCCGUUCCAAGAACUACCCCUGGGGUGAUGGUGACAAGACCAUUUUCUGGAACUCCGACGUCAACUACCACAACAAGGACAAGGCUACCUAA